Messenger RNA from Hydra vulgaris (swiftwater hydra), 2124 nucleotides. RefSeq names its product neurexin-3. Lineage: Eukaryota; Metazoa; Cnidaria; Hydrozoa; Anthoathecata; Hydridae. The record is from RefSeq and is a predicted model, not a curated record.
UCAUAUCUGUAAGAUGUCUUAAGGUGUUUAAUUGUCAAGUCGACUGUUUUAUCUAAAAAUUCCUUUAAAGCAAAAGUUGUAAUGUUUUUCUAUUUAUGGACUAUUUUGUCUUUAUAAUGUUUUGUACAGCAAAUUAAUAUAAAAAUGCACUCACUAACAAUGUUAUUUGUGGCAUCAUUAUUAUUUUCAGUAAAAGGUUAUACAUUUAUUGAUCUAAAGACUUCAUAUAUAAAAUAUAAACAAUGGCCUGCUCAUCAGUACGGGGACUUAACAUUUAGAUUCAAAACAAGCAGUCCUUAUGGUUUGCUGCUUUACAGUGACAAUAGUAAAUCAAAAGUUUCCACAUCACAGAACUUUAUAAAACUGCAGCUUACCAAAGGAGAGUUAGAGUUUACAGUACAACAUGGUUCAGAAGAUUAUAAAUCUAAAAAAAGUGUUACGAUAGGUAAAAAUUUAAAUGACCUAACGUGGCAUGAAGUCAAUAUAACCAGAAAUGAGCGCGAAACUGUCAUUGUAUUAAAUAAAUUAAUUGAGAAAUAUUUGCAAAAUGAUGGGGAAUACGACGAAUUGGAUUUGAACUCUGAUAUUUAUCUUGGAGGAGUUUCAGAUCAGCUAGCAACCAAUAUUGUUGAUGGGGCUGUUUUAGCUAUGCCUAGCAGAUUUGUUGGUUGUGUUGAAGAUUUUAGAUUCAAAGGUAAAAAUAAUUUUGGUGUUUGGGAAGAAUUUGACAAUCAGACUUUGUCAUCUGAGGGAGUAAAAGAUGGCUGUCUAGAUGCAUGCACAACAAAUACAUGUGAAAAUAAUGGACAUUGCAUCAACUAUUUUACUUCAGCCAAAUGCGAUUGUGUUGGAACAGGGUAUUUUGGUAGUAACUGCAGCAAAGAACGCGACUCAAUACAGCUUGAUGGUCAUGGGUACAUUGAUGUAGAAUUACCAGAUCCUUUGAAAUCUACUAUUGAAAACACAAUUAUAAUGAGAUUUAAAACAAGAUCAGAUGGGCUACUAUUGGUUGCGUAUAGUAAAAGUGAUCAUAUAAUGAUUGAGUUAUACCAUGGUAUUGUGAGAAUGAGCAUUGAUUUAGGGGGAGGUUACCAUUUACUAGAAAUUGCUGAUAUAUUAUUUAAUGAUGGCGGAUGGCAUUUAGUGUCCUUAAAGAGAAAUGGAAGAGAAUUUGCAUUAACAGUUGAUAAAAAGUAUACACUUAAAAAAGUAACUCCUGGUUUGUUCAGUAAGUUUAAUAUCCAAGAUCUUUUCAUUGGUGGACAUCCAGUUCUUGAUACAAUUGUGAAUUCAAAAAGUAAAAAUAAUUUCUCUGGCUGCUUACAAGAAGUCUUAUUUAAUGAGAUAGAUAUUGUUUACAAAACGUUAAAUACAGAGAGUAGUCGUUUCCAAAUGGUCGGAAACAUUAAGAAUGGUUGCGAUGUAGUAAAGUCUAAAGUAUUAAGUUCAAGAGAUAGUGCAGGUCCCAUGGUUAGUAAAAGUGGCUCAGUUGACGUUCCAGUUCAGCCAUAUUUUACUCCAAUUAAACCCUAUGAAGUCAAUGAUCAUAUAACAGCUCAAUAUGCUCCUAAAUUCAUUCAUCAGAAAAGUUCAAAAAAAUUAAGCAAGCAAAUAAUAACAUGGAUAAUUAUUGGAAUAAUAGUAGGAUCCAUAGCGUUGAUUGUUGCUAUCGCUAUACUUGUACAUGGUUACAAAAAACGUUAUAGUACGAUCGUUUUAUCAAAAAAGGACAGAAACAGUAAUUUGCUUAACAAUUAUAAAUCGAGUCAGGACACUAUUGUUAUAUAUAAAGCUAAUCAAGGACUUCUUCAACCACGCUUAGUCUAAUAAUUAUUAAAGUUUAUAGUUAUUUAGCCAUGCAUGGAUAGUUAACUAAAUAUAAGACGAAUAUUUCGAGUAGAAUAGAUGGACCGCAUUCUCACUACAAAAGGUUACAUUCAAUGUUUAAAGAAGAAAACGCUUGAAUGCUCUCCAAUGAAAAAUACUUCCUACGAAUAAGUUCGCUUAACAUUAAAAGAACGGAGAACACGAAGAUACAGAAAAAAAUUAAUAAAAUACAUAUUUGUAAUGUAUAUUUUUAUAAAUACAAAAUUGUCCAGAAGCCGAUACGGCUUAUUUCGCUAA